Messenger RNA from Aspergillus costaricaensis CBS 115574, 2992 nucleotides. RefSeq names its product putative GTPase activating protein (Gyp3). Bases 420 to 2765 code for a protein of 781 amino acids. The record is from RefSeq and is a predicted model, not a curated record. NCBI's taxonomy places the organism in Eukaryota, Fungi, Ascomycota, Eurotiomycetes, Eurotiales, Aspergillaceae. The transcript has a single exon.
CUGACUCUCUCUUCUCGCUCUUGUUUUACGUCGUGAGAUGAAGUCUCGGAUUGAUCCUCUGGCAGGUUCGUGAGACUCGGUUGAUGGACUGCUGCAUCGCGCGCUGCCGGGGCGACUAUUAACUUGGCCUGCACUUUUCUUUUCCAUCCGCUCGUUUCACUUCGCGCCUGACGGGGCAGCUCGACCGCUUGACCGGUCUCUUCACUCGUUCACCACUGCCCUGCAGUCUUUCUCUACGCGCUUACUCUAUUCUCGUUGCUUUUUUCCUCCUCUUCAACUCGCCUCCCUUUGCCUCUUCACCCAUCCUUAUCAACUGUCGCCCGCCCGUUCGCCCCUGAAAUCAGUCCUCGACUGCGUCUUUCCAUUCUACACUCACCGACCAAUGUCCAGCGGGAACUGGGAUCUAUCAUCUCGUGGCCAUGGUCACAGGAAAUGGAGACUUUCGAUAUCCGCCCCUUGCAGGCGCGCAUGAUAUCCCCAGCCGACGCAGGAUCCCGAACCCUCCCCGCCUAGAUCCGUUGAGACUUAAUCCUCCCUUUCCACGCCCCUCGACCGCCGACGGCGUUCGCCCUCCUCCCUCUCAGCGCCCCCCCGUGCCUUCCCCGCGACUGCACCCUGCACAGGUGGCUGCUGCUGAUCCAUCAUGGCGCUCCCCUUCGCCUCAACCCAGAGAUGAUGACUAUUUCGUCCCCCGCAAGCCCGCCCUCCGUACGCCAACAUUCCCGGUAUCACCAGGUCGUCGUCAGGGAUAUCCUUCCAGAGAGGCUGAAUUCGAUCGCCCACCGCCCCGGAAGCUUCCGCCAGGCGCACCAGGAUUGCGCAUCUCCAUGUCUACCUCCAAAUUGCACAAUCGACGCCAACGGCCCCCUCGGUCACGAGAACGGUACCCAGAUGAUGCGUAUGGAUUGGCAUUGCCUCGCGUCGUGCCUCCGGGGAGCUAUGCAGACGCACAUGGAGAAGAUGCACUGCGAUCUAGUAUCAACUCCGCCAUGACAUCGCGAUCCAGCAUCGAGCAAGCCAGCGGAACUGAGCGCAGUAGUGUUCUCACCAAGAGUAGUUCGAUAACCGACCUGUCUCCUGACACGCCCGAUGGGCCUUGUGAAAAAGAUGGGGGCAUGAGUGUGGAAGAUGCCAUUUCCAUGUACCUCGACGGUUUUAGCGAUGUGACGGAGGAACCUGGGACGCCAGAUAUAUAUGACGACGAGAAAGUCAGACCGUGGAGCCCAUGUCCGCCCACGGAAUAUACGCUCGAUGAUGGUCAUACUUCCGAUGAGCAUUCGCCCGAUAUGGACCCUACUGAGGAUCUUCCGCCUGUACCACCGCUCCCUGAGCUGAGUGCCCCUGUACGAGGGCCACUAAGCGAUCGCCAUGAGGAAGAGGAAGUUCCACCUGAAGAGCCACCCGUUGAGACACCAUUGAAGUCACCCGGGUCCGAGCGUCAAGAAAGAAAGGUCGUGCUGCCCGGAGUGGUGCCUCCGCCCCUCCUGUUGGGAACGGACUCGCGCGAUCGCUACGGGUUUCGAAAGGCUACCCAUCAUGUGACGCUUGCCCAGUGGGAGGCGUGGAACAGCUCAUACUCCGACUUUGCCGCGACCCAGCGAAUCAAGUGGGUGGAACUGCUCCGCCAAAAUCGGCUGCCGAUCACAGAUCCGAUCUCCUUCCCGCCAAAAUCAAACAAAGUCAAAAAGUUUGUACGCAAGGGAAUUCCUUCGGAGUAUCGAGGAGCCGCCUGGUUUUUCUACGCUGGUGGGUAUGAGCAUCUGAACCGGAAUCCCGGGCUCUACGACCAGCUUGUCCGGCAGGCCAUGGAUUCCCCAAGCAACGACGACAAGGAACACAUUGAACGCGACUUACAUCGGACGUUUCCGGAUAACAUCCACUUUAAGCCUGAAUCGGUCGAACAAUACGGAGGCUCCAGCGCUGGCGCUGGAAGCAGCAACCCGAAACACGAGUCCGUGACGGUUGAGACAGAGAUGAUCCAGUCGCUCCGGCGCGUGCUGUAUGCAUUCGCGGUGCACAACCCCCAGAUCGGAUAUACGCAGUCGCUAAACUUCAUCACGGGGUUGCUGCUGCUGUUCAUGCCGGAAGAGAAGGCGUUUUGGAUGCUGCACAUUAUCAGCUCGGUGUAUCUCCCAAGCACGCACGAGAUCAGCUUGGAGGGCGCUAACAUCGACUUGUGGAUUCUCAUGGUGCUGCUCAAGGAGACGUCGCCACAUGUGUACAACAAAAUCGGUGGCGGGCUCGGUGGCGGCUCGCGGGCGCCCGCGCUGACGGUGACGUCGCGGCUGCCGGACAUUACGCUCGGGCUGACGAACUGGCUGAUGUCGGUAUUCAUCGGGACGUUGCCCCUGGAGACCACACUACGGGUGUGGGAUGUGUUCUUCUACGAAGGGUCCAAGACGUUCUUCCGCGUGUCACUAGCCAUCUUCAAGUCGUGCGAGCGAGAGAUCAUGGCAGUGUCGGAUCCAAUGGAGGUGUUCCAGGUGGUACAGACAGUGCCGAAGAAGCUGCUGGACGCCAAUACUCUGAUGGACGACUGUUUCGUACGACGACAUCGGGUUGGACAAGGCCGCAUUGACGAGCUGCGCGCCGCGCGACGGGCAGCAGUUCGACACGAGAACAUGCGGCGGUCGCGGGCGUGGAACAAAGGGCAGAUCCAGGCAGCGACAGACGAGUGGCCAGGACGAUCGCGAACACCUAUCCCAGGCAUCGAGCGCAAGAUCGGGGAUUCGUGGCGACACAUGCGGAACCAUGCAUUUCGGUAGGAGCUGAGGAGUGAUGGUUGGCUUUUAUUGAUACCCCCAAGCAGCUUUAUUGUAUUUGAACCGGUCAGUCCACCGUUUACCUGGUCCGGACUAUCUAUUUGUACUCUGCGACCUCUUAAUCUUAAUAGACUCGCGGGUUUCAGGGCGCAGGCCGGAUGGACUGACGACACGCCUGACGAUGUUACAUGUACAUACUGCAUAUUAGCUUAGAUAUAUGAGUGGCAUUG